UGUAUAAAAGACAUGAAGAAGUUCAAAGAAGUAUGUGAAAGAGAAUGCAUUGAGUACAAGUUUCCCGACGAUUACAGCACUGACAACUCUUGCAGUUCUCCCAGCGAUACAAGUCCAUGUAACAGCUGUUGUGAUAAUGUACCGACUGUAGAGACAUCGAUAUAUAACAACAUUACAGCAACAGGCUACAACCCGGCGACUGGGAGCUCUAAAGGAGAGGAAUACAACUGCACUUUCGUUCAAAAGGUGUUGCAACCACAACUUACCGAAGCAUCAAAAAGCAGACAACGAAGAGGAUAUGAUUUUAACAAGCAAGAUGAAGCGGAGUUGUCACGUUUCUUGUAUGAGGAUCAAAAGGUGUUGCAACAACAACUUACCGAGGCAUCAAAAAACAGACAACGACGAGAAUGUGACUUUAAUGAGCAAGAGGUACCGUAUGUAGGGACAUCGGUGUAUACAGGAACAAACAGUAUAUCAACAGGCUAUUACACGGCUACUGGGAGUUCAGCGUAUGGUAACACCGAAAGAGGAGAAAACAACAGUGCUUUCCAUUUCGGUGACGGUGAAAGUGAAACCCCAGGUGCAAGUGAUUGUGGAUACGCAUCGUCAGUGUACACUGCAUGUCCAGGUAGAGGAAAAACAUACUCACAACAUGUUCACUAUCCGUUUGUUCAGUCUUCGGAGAAUCGAGAUAUAGACACAUAUGGCUUCCCAUCAAGCUCACAUUACGACUCGCAUACUCUGUGCACGACUCCAACAGAACUGGACACUGGCGAUACGUAUACGUGUAUUGGAGCUGUCCAUAGGACUCAAGAUAGAAACACAUUAACACACUUUUGGAGGAAUGUACUUCGCCCUGUAAUGUGUUUGAAAUGCAUCACAUCCCAGAACAAGGAAGAAGAAUGUCCUCAGCCAAUGAUGAAUACGAGCUCGAGGAAUCAAGCUGGCCUGAGAAGAGCACGUCAGAAACAAAACCAGCAGGACGAAACCAACCACGGGUCACCCAGUGAAAUCAACACCGAUUACAUCACAUUGAAACUUGAAGAUCCCUAUGCAGUAUACAGUAUCGCCUAGACCGGCAACGAUUUAAAUUUAAGCUUUAACGGCAACUGGAAGUCAAUAAGUGUUUAAACAGUGGAUUACAUUUUUCAUUUUUGUAUUCAUUUACAAAAAUCGCACGAUACACGAUCUAAAGAUGAAUUCAUCACUUUGUGAUAUGCUGUUGUUUUAUAUAUGUGUUCUGAUAAAUAGGUUGACUAACUCCGAAAUUUGACUAAAUCUUGUACCUAGUACCCAUUUCUAUUCUCUCGUUAUUAUAAAUAAUAGCGGAAAACGUUAAAAUUGCAUUGAGUAACCUUUUCAAAAUGCCUU
Mizuhopecten yessoensis (Yesso scallop) is the source of this 1371-nucleotide messenger RNA. RefSeq lists its product as uncharacterized. The record is from RefSeq and is a predicted model, not a curated record. NCBI's taxonomy places the organism in Eukaryota, Metazoa, Mollusca, Bivalvia, Pectinida, Pectinidae. The coding region runs from base 13 to 1074 and encodes 353 amino acids. The transcript has 9 exons.